This is a messenger RNA of Oncorhynchus keta (chum salmon), 3252 nucleotides long. RefSeq names its product septin-4. Gene Ontology annotation, cellular component: synaptic vesicle; cell division site; septin ring. Gene Ontology annotation, molecular function: GTP binding; molecular adaptor activity; GTPase activity. The record is from RefSeq and is a predicted model, not a curated record. Bases 52 to 1449 code for a protein of 465 amino acids. Lineage: Eukaryota; Metazoa; Chordata; Actinopteri; Salmoniformes; Salmonidae. The transcript has 10 exons. Gene Ontology annotation, biological process: cytoskeleton-dependent cytokinesis; regulation of exocytosis.
CACUCAAGCCAUUACAAGGAUGAUUCUGAAGACUCUGAGUUGGAGAACAUCAUGCAACAAGACCCCCACCACAGCGGGGACCACCCUCACCCGCCUCUGGGCGGCUAUGAGCACAGCCCCGACCAUGAGCACUCCCACCCGGUGGACAGGGAGGCAGAGGGUGGUGACACCCCCGGGACGCCCACCUUUUUGCGGCCCCCCAUGGCGGGUGGCAGGGCCCAGUCAGACAACCAGGGCGUAGGGAGGCUGCAGUUGGGUGGAUGUGGGAUGGUGGAUCACUAUGACAUACAGUCUCCCCUCAGUCCCACCAGGCCCAAGAGCCCCUGGGGCCGCUUUGAUCCCUACGACUUUCCAGAGGACCAAGACAAGGACUAUGUGGGCUUUGCCACACUGCCAAACCAAGUGCACCGUAAGUCUGUCAAGAAGGGCUUUGACUUCACCCUGAUGGUAGCAGGGGAGUCUGGUCUGGGCAAGUCCACCCUGGUCAACAGCCUCUUCCUCACAGACCUCUACAAGGACAGGAAGCUACUCAACGCUGAGGAGCGGAUAACUCAGACAGUGGAGAUCACUAAACACACAGUGGACAUUGAGGAGAAGGGCGUCAAGCUGAAGCUCACCAUCGUAGACACCCCUGGCUUUGGAGACGCUGUCAAUAACACUGAAUGCUGGAAGUCAGUGGCGGACUACAUCGACCAGCAGUUUGAGCAGUACUUCAGGGACGAGAGUGGACUGAACAGGAAGAACAUCCAGGAUAACAGAGUCCACUGCUGCCUCUACUUCAUCUCUCCCUUCGGACACGGCCUGAGGCCUCUGGAUGUGGAGUUUAUGAAGGCCCUUCAUGAGAAGGUCAACAUUGUGCCAAUCCUGGCCAAGGCAGAUACACUCACACCCACCGAGGUCAAGAAAAAGAAAUUCAAGAUCCGAGAGGAGAUCCAGCAGUAUGGGAUUAAGAUCUACCAGUUCCCAGACUGUGACUCUGAUGAGGAUGAGGACUUCAAACAGCAGGAUCAGGAGCUCAAGGACAGUAUACCGUUUGCGGUGAUCGGCAGCAACACGGUGGUGGAGGCCAAAGGGAAGAGGGUCAGGGGUCGUCUCUACCCCUGGGGCAUCGUGGAAGUGGAGAACUCGGCCCACUGUGACUUUGUGAAGCUGAGGAACAUGUUGGUGAGGACACACAUGCAGGACCUGAAGGAUGUGACACGGGAGACCCACUAUGAGAACUACAGGGCUCACUGCAUUCAGAGCAUGACCCGCAUGGUGGUGAAGGAACGCAACCGCAAUAAACUGACCAGGGAGAGCGGCACAGACUUCCCCAUCCCUGUGAUACCAAGUACCACAGACACAGAGACGGAGAAGCUAAUCCGAGAGAAAGACGAAGAGUUGCGGCGAAUGCAAGAGAUGCUCACAAAGAUCCAGGAACAGAUGCACACGCAGAAGGAGACCUAUUAACCAAGGCUACUACUAGAACCCCUUUCCCCUGUGUAAAUAUAGGCCCCUUCUUUCCACUACUAGGGUGGGCACCCCUAGUACCACUCUACUCUAGUCCACAAACAUUGUCUGCUCCAGCUCAUCCAACCCCAACUGCCACCACUCCUCAUUUAGUCAAUAACCCUAACUAUCAGAGACUGAUCCAAGACAAGGCAUGAGGCAUUUACAGACCGGAGGUGGCAUGGUGAGAAGUUUCUUCUUCCAACAACAUGGAAGCCUUGCAUCUCCACACCUGUUGUGGGAACUCUAACGGUAACAACGGGCACCCCUGUCAGGUGCCAUUGCUAGAGCACAACACUGGUCCGGACAUCACAGACCUAACCACCUGCUUGUCCUUACAGGGUUAUGGCCGGGUCCUGCCUGCCUGCCUUCCACCCAUAGUUUAUAUGUGGUCUUGUCAAAAGAUAACUUUUUGCCUUCCAGUUUUGUCGCUAAUGUUCCUUGAUGUUUCUCCUUAGUGAACUCUAACCCCUGACAUUGGUUAAGGGAUAGACUGUAGAGCAUGUGUUGUCCUCUCCCUCUGCUAGGUGUUUGAAAGUUUAUAUUGUAACAAGUUUAGAUGUGUGGUCUUAACCAACCUAGACAAGGUAUGGUUUGAGGGAGGUUGGCCUGCCAGAUUUGUAUUUUUUUGUCAUGCACAAUUUUUUCCCAAGAGCAUUUUUAAAAGGUCAAUACUGUAGAUGGGCAUCUUUUUUUACUAUUACAGGAUUGCAUCUAUCACUUGUAAUUAUUUUAUUUGCAUUGCUACACAGAAUAGCAAGAAAUUCCUUGUUGUGGAAUGAAUGACAAAUGUUACUGAAGUAGUGUUGUGUGUUUUUGGACAAAUGUAUGUUAAUAGGGCUAAUUAGUUUCCUUCAUGUUUCCAGUUCUAGCAUGCUCAAAUCUGGGUUGUUCGUUCUUGUAUAUAACUGACAAAGGAAACCCACUACUUACAGUUCUGAUAUCUGUAAUGAUAGUUUCCUGGAAUAUUGUUGACUUGCAGCUCUCCAGGGUCGUGUUCAGGGUCUUGUUAAAACUUUCUGCAGCGAAAAUCAAAAGGUGUGUUCUUAGAACGGGAUUCAAUCCGAUUAUAGACAUUGUGACUUUUAAAGGCAAUUUCAGAUUGAGCUGACAUGCACAUUUACGUGAUAGGAUCUCCGCAAACAUGGGGAACAUUGCCUUUUAAAACCCGAGAUCGGACUGAAUCCCGGCCCGAAUGGACAAGUUCAGGCAGUAACUCCCCGUAGAAUUAUAUAUUUUUUUACUGAACACGACCCAAACGGAGAAAAGAGCAGGCUUGAGCUACUUAAGUGCCAGUCAAGAGACGCUGGCCUGGGGACCAAGCAGACAGGACAAGCCCCUUAUUCUGCCGGAUGUCAGGGGUUAGAGAAUGACCGGAUCGCCUCGUAUCUUAUAGAAGUGUCUGAUAUAGCAAGCCUUCAUUCAUGGGUUGAUAUACUCCGUAGACUUGAUGUUGAUUGUGGACAGUAAGUAUGCACCUACUCUUUUGAAGUACAUAUGUUUGUGGAUGGUUUUAUUAUGCAGUCAAAACAAGAAAUCAUGUAAUUCUUAUUUAGGUAUUUUCAACUUCCACGUUUCCCCACAAUUUUGGCUUUAAACAAGUUUUGUUAUAAGAUGAAUAGUUGUGUAUUUAUUUUCCUCGGGUGCAAAUAUGAGGUCAUUCACAAGGAACAAGUCAUGAGAUAAAAAAAUACAUGUUUUGGAUUGUAUGAAUAUGCCAGAAAAAUGAAUGUUUCAAUGAGAAUAAAAUAUGUCAGAUCUGUA